Messenger RNA from Coregonus sp. 'balchen', 977 nucleotides. The record is from the annotation of a GenBank genome assembly. Lineage: Eukaryota; Metazoa; Chordata; Actinopteri; Salmoniformes; Salmonidae.
ACUACAGAGGAACCGAGACAACAACAGGGCAAAAGCCAGACCUUCGACACAUCUCAAACCAUCAUGAAGACUACCUGCUUGGCUCUUGGGUUAUUGCUGCUGACAGUGUUCCACUCCUAUGCUAUCCGUAAGUUCAUUACGUUUUCAUAAGGACUGUGCAUUAACAGAAGGAUGUAACCCCAGUGGGUGCUUAUAUGCCCUCUUCAUAGGGGCACUUGGAUAGGUUAUCCUUUCAUGAUCUUGAUUAUAUACCUGUAAGAUAUUGUCAUGCUUAUCUUGGCUUGGUUGCCUUAUGGCUUAUGCUAGGAAAUAGUCAUAAGGAUGUUCUAAUUGACCCAUCUUAUCCCCCCACAGCUCUUGGACUGCAGACAUCACCUGACAGCUGCUGUUUCAGCUUCUUCAAAGUGAGAGUGCCCUUCAAUAAGAUUGACUCCAUCAAGAAGACUCACAGUGGCUGCCCCUUAACAGCAUUUGUGUAAGUGUUUGUUCUUCUUCCACUGAUGCCACAGUCCAACAGCACAAAUGCUUAGUUUGAGGCCAAAGCAUUGUCUCAAUUAUGGAAGACUAAAGAACUGGUGACUUUCACUGACUUGCAACAGUCAUAAAAGGAAUAGUACUCCCUGACGAAGGCCAUGCAGCCGAAACGCCUCAGAGUUUUUAAACUUUGUUUACAUUGAACAUGCCAUACAAAUAAAGGCAUUUUAAUUAAUUAUAUGAAGAGUGCCUUGGUCCACCUUUCUUUUUGAGGAUUAGUACCAAUCUGAUUUUUCUCCUUUUCUUUGUACCAUUAUUUCUCUACUACAGGGUCAAAACUGUCAAGGGGAAAGAGAUUUGCUUCCAGUCGAGUGAGCCGUGGGUACAGAAAGCCUUCAACCGGCUUAAGCAGCCAGCAGCUGUGGCCACAGGUAGAGGCAUUGAGGGUAGCAGUUAUCCUUGACAUCCUCGUCAUCAUGACUCAAGCGUCACAAGCUCCAUGA